Gekko japonicus is the source of this 1375-nucleotide messenger RNA. Its product is annotated as ubiquitin-like protein ISG15. The record is from RefSeq and is a predicted model, not a curated record. Lineage: Eukaryota; Metazoa; Chordata; Lepidosauria; Squamata; Gekkonidae. Gene Ontology annotation, cellular component: nucleus; cytoplasm. Gene Ontology annotation, biological process: protein ubiquitination; modification-dependent protein catabolic process. The coding region runs from base 56 to 574 and encodes 172 amino acids. Gene Ontology annotation, molecular function: protein tag activity; ubiquitin protein ligase binding. The transcript has 2 exons.
UCCCUGGGUGAACAGAGAACUUCCAGCCUCGCCUCCUCCUCCAUCGGUCCUGAAGAUGGCCUUGUGCUUGAAUGUGAAGCUGCUGACGGGAGAGAUGCAUUCCCUGAACAUCACUGCUAGCAGAACCAUCUGGGAUCUCAAAGUCCAAAUUGCCCAGAAAUCAGGGGUGCCACCAUAUCAGCAGAAACUGACCUGGCAGAGCAACCUUGAUCUGCACGAUGGGGCCCUGCUCUCUCAGUCUGAGCUGAAAUCUGGAGAUAGCAUCAUGAUGUUGGUAAAAAAUGAAGAGUCCAUUACCAUCUUCCUGAGGAAUGACAAAGGCAGGACCAGCACGUACAUGGUCAUGCCUUCAGACAAGGUGGACCACUUCAAAACCCGGGUUCAGCAACAAGAGAACAUCCAGGCAGAACAGUUCUGGCUGACCUAUGAUGGGAAGUCUUUGGAGAAUAGCCACAAACUAUCAGAUUACAACAUUGCCCCACACAGCACCAUCUACUUAAAUCUGCGCCUGCGUGGUGGCUGGAUUGGCCAAGAUGGCCUCCUGAGUUUCUCUCAGUGUUUCUCAGAUUUUUGAAAAUCUUCUUGAUUGUAGGUUUUUGUGUGUGUGGGGGGGAGGGACGCCCACUUUCAUCAUUUAUUCCAAAAGUGAUGUGCACAGAUUCUUGUAUCUAGUCACGCACAUAUAGCCUGUUGCACACAAAUAUCUGUGACCUGGAAGUAGCCAUUCCAACCGUGCCAUGAGAAGAGGGUCGGAGGCUCUCUGGCCUACUCCUAAAUUCUUGCUCAUGGAGGCACCUUAGAAACUGUUUCUUCUUUCUAAGGCUGAAAUUAACUUAAACUUCUUGCCAGUAUUGUCUCUCUUGGGGGGCCUGAAGCAGAAGAUGGGUCGUGGUGGUGCCACUUCAGCAACUUUCUUUCUGUUCACUGGGCACCAGCUGGUUCCAGCUUACUUUCAUCCUUCUCUCCUUUCCGAGGGGUGACAGCCUGGCAAUCAGGUGCAGAUCAGUGAAGGGCUGUAGCCAGGACCACCCAGUGCACCAGGGCUUGGCUGAGGAAGGACACGUCUGCCUCGGAAUACUGUCUGUUCCUGCAACUUUGCGCUGUUCCAAGUGUGCCUUCGAGUAAGGCCCACCCCACAGUGUGCAAACCACUGCCUAGGAGAAACUCACCUUUUCUAAAAGACAACAACAAAAAACGUGUUAGUAUUGAAUUUUUCUCAUGCAAGCCAAACAAGAUGGUUUAAACGUCUUCCCCGCCCCCCUGUUUAGUCCUAUUUAAGUGCUUCAGUAUUUUAACUCUGUUGAUGCUUUCCUUGUGGUGUUUGCUCCAUUCCUGUGUUCUGUUCAAGCUACCCUUAGCAGUUGGUAUUUUAAUA